GUAGUGGACACAAUCACAUCACACCAUCUCGACCUAAAAACACUUCUCUCUUCUUUCUUAUCAUUGUAUUUCAUUUCAUAAAAAUCUCGAUGGGAUUAGAUUAGAGCAUCUUGAUAUGGAAAUCAGAAAUAAGAGAGAUCUAACUUAGUUUUCUUCUAUUCUUUUAUAAUUUUUUCUUUGUUAAGUAUGUUCUUAACUCGUUUUAUAAACCUAUCACUUCUUUCUUAUCCCUGAAUUUCAUAUAGAUCUGCUUGGAUAGAGAAUCUAGACAUGGAAAUCAGAGAUAAGAGAGAGCUGUAUACGUUUUCUUCUAUUUCUUAUCUUUAUCUACUGUUAGUUUAUUCUUAUAAGCAUUUGAAUAUCUUUCUCUCCAAGAACUGCAUGAUUUCUGUACUUUUUUUUAUUUUAUUGUUGAAAAUUGAUUUGAGCCUCUAAUAUGAGAUUAGUGUUUGCUUUUAAAUGAUAAUAAUAUUAUUGAAACUGAAAGUUCUAUUUUAGCAUCGAAUUAAUUUGAGAUUAGGGUUUUCUAUUCAGCUUUAGCAAAAAAAAAAGAAAGGGCUUGCGUGUCAAAGAAAUAAACCCACCCAUUUGGUUCGGCCCAAGCCUAUAUAAACAUGCGAAUGCACAAUUAUACCCUUGUGUGUCUCUUUCUGAUCCGUCGAGUCGUCGCUUAUGUUUUUUUUUCCUCAACCGUCGAGUCGUCGCUUAAACAGUUAAACCCUUAGUAUUUCUCUUCCGGCUACGUUCACCAUCUCAGAGGGUUGCUUCUGCUUUCAAUUUCUUCGAAAUUUGAAGACGUUGAACCAUUGCCUUAUUUCGUCGUGUAUUUUGGAACUAUUAAACCACAAUUUCGGCUUUCACGAUUCUGUGGAUGUAAGGAUCUUGAAUCUUGUAAAGAUACGUUUAGUUUGCCUGAUGAAUUUGUCCAUUUUUGGUAUUUAUUUUGGAUUUUCUGUUAACAAUCUAAUCAACAAUGUUUGUAUUCGUCACUAUGAUCUGAUUGAAAUUAGGGUCUUCCUCCAUGGGAUCUACACAGAAGGAGAAACGUAAAGCUUUAAUUUCAAGAAAAUCUUCUCUGCUUGAAGAUAGAUUAAAAGCAGUUGCGGCUGGGGAGAAUCAGUAUGCUCACACCUUCUCGGUGGAAAUGUCAAUUCCAGAUUUUAUCAAAAGAGGAUAUUGUGUUGGCCCUGAAACCUCUCUAGCAGGGCGAAUCAUGAAUAAGCGGAAAUCUUCUUCCAAGCUCCUCUUCUAUGAUCUACAUGGUCAGGGUUCCAAGGUCCAAAUUAUGGCUAAUGCAAGUGAGUCAACGUUAAGCUUUGAUGACUUUUCAAAGCUUCACUCUAGAGUCAAGCAUGGAGACAUCGUUGGAAUCAUUGGUAUUCCAACGAAAACCAAAAAAGGAGAGUUGAUGAUUUUAUCACGAGAGUUCAGUCUUCUAUCAUAUUGUUUAUACGCAAAUACAUCAGAAUACGAAAACCAAAAAAGGAGAGUUGAUGAUUUUAUCACGAGAGUUCAGUCUUCUAUGUAAACAAUAUGAUAACAAUAUUAAACCAGCUUGUAAUUGAAAACAAUAUGAUAUAUCUGAUGUAUUCUGAUGUAUUUGCGUAUAGCUCCUGAGCUAUAUCUGAAGCAGCUUGUAAUUGGUGGAUUUGAUCGAGUGUUUGAGAUUGGAAAACAAUUUAGAAAUGAGGGUAUUGACAUGACCCAUCAUCCGGAGUUCACCAGCUGUGAGUUCUAUAUGGCAUAUGCAGACUACAGCAAAUUGAUGAGAAUGACUGAGGAUAUGUUGAGUGGUUUGGUGAAGGAGAUUACAGGUGAUUGCAAAAUCAAGUACCAUGCUAAUGGGUAUGAUAAGGAACCAAUCGAGAUCGACUUCACUCCUCCAUACAGAAGGCUUGAUAUGAUAGAAGAGUUGGAGAAAGCGGCUCAGCUUAAAAUUCCAAAAGACUUGGCCAGCAAAGAAGCCAACACGUAUCUGAUUGAUGCAUGUGUAAAGCUUAAUGUCAAUUGCCCUUCUCCCCAGACAACAUCUCGACUUUUAGCAAAGCUUGUUGGAAAGUAUGUGGAGGAAUGUGUGAAUCCCACAUUCAUCAUCAACCAUCCGGUAAUCAUGAGUCCAUUUGCUAAAAGUCAUAGAUAUAGUGAUGAUCUGACUGAAAGAUUCGAGCUCUACAUAGUCAAACAAGAACUCUGCAAUGCCUACACCGAGUUGAACAAUCCGGUGGUUCAGCGAGAGCGAUUUGCUCAUCAGCUCAGGGAGAGAGAAUCUGGAGAUGAAGAAGCAAUGGUCUUGGAUGAGUCUUUCUGUGUAGCUCUUGAACAUGGAUUGCCUCCUACAGGUGGUUGGGGUAUGGGAAUUGACCGACUCACCAUGCUUUUGACGGAUUCCCUGAAUAUCAGGGAUGUUAUUAGCUUCCCAACAACUCAAUCUGGAUUCUGAAGAUGUAAUUCAACAAUGUGGUUUUCUUUUGAUACUUUGAACUAUUCUUUAAUUCUUGAUUUUUUUGGCAUAUUUUGUUGACAAUAUGUUUUCUGUUGGGAAACUUACUUUUUGACUAUUCUAUUGAUCUUUUUGAGUAUU
Arabidopsis lyrata subsp. lyrata is the source of this 2581-nucleotide messenger RNA. RefSeq names its product lysine--tRNA ligase-like. The record is from RefSeq and is a predicted model, not a curated record. Gene Ontology annotation, molecular function: tRNA binding; lysine-tRNA ligase activity; ATP binding. Gene Ontology annotation, biological process: lysyl-tRNA aminoacylation. NCBI's taxonomy places the organism in Eukaryota, Viridiplantae, Streptophyta, Magnoliopsida, Brassicales, Brassicaceae. Gene Ontology annotation, cellular component: cytoplasm; cytosol.